CCAGUUGAGAACCCAGUUCUGGGCCGGGAAGAUGCAAAUAGCCGUGCAAGUGGAAGUUAAAAGGCCGCCGCGCAAAAACAAGACCCUGCAGUCGUGUCCCAUCGUGUGCAUCAAUGAGCCGGACACACACAGCGCCAACACCGAGAUAUUGCAGACAAGUGCGGAGAGCACGCUAGAGAAGGCGUGCAAGGCGGCGCCAUCGGGUGGAGCCAGCACGAGUGUGACUAGCCUGAACGGCAGCUGCAUUGCCAUCAACGGAGGAAUAGGAGAAGAAGCCACUGAAACUGCAACUGCAAAUGCAUCGGCAACAACCAGCACCGCGGCUGGAGUGACCAAGAUAACGAUAACCAGUGACAGCGGCAAAGGCAGCGCCAAAGCCAAAGCCAACACAGCCAGUUCCAGCGACGGCUACAAGAACAGCAGCUUGGUGUCCAUCACCAGCCUAAACAGCUGCAGCGACCUCAGUCUCAGCCAGAGCCAGGGCAGCACCGCCACCCUGCCCAUCAGCAGCGCCAGCUGCAGCAGCAACAACGUCAGCAGCCACCCACUCAGCAACAACAACAGCGGCAGCGACACCUCGUCCAACAACUUCCAGGAGCGGUUCGACUUUGAGCACUGGAAGGGCCUACUCAGCGACUACAACUGCUUCCACGGCCUGUAUCGCUACUGGAAUCAGUACAACGGACGCAGCAGCAGCAGCAGCGCCAACGACAUCAACAGCGCCAGCGAACAGCAGCAGUCCCAGUCCAACCAUGAGAACGGCCUGGGCAGCGGAGCCGGUUCCUUCUACACCCACAACAUACUAGGCUACACCUUCGGCUAUCCGUUUGGCCUGAAGGAAGACCUCGACGGCGGCGGCAGCGGCAACUGCAACAGCAACUGCCACGGCGGCGGCAGCAACACCAACAGUCUUGGCCUCAGGAAGUGGCUUUCAGGCAGCACCAGCAGCAACGAGACGCCGCUCCAGAAGCACUACCGGCACCAGCAGAAGAAGAAGAUGCCCGGCUUCAGGGGCAGAAGGGUGUGGUGCGGCUGCUUCAAGGACGAUGAACCACCCGAGAUUUGUGUGGUGGAAGGGGCGUUUACCCUGCAGACGCUCACGCCCACCCAACCCAUGCCGUCGGUGGAUGAGCUGGACACCAAGUUCGCGGAGCUGGUGGAGGAGCUCGAUCUGACGGCGCCCAACAAGGAGGCGAUGCUCAGCCUGCCCGCGCAAAAGAAGUGGCAGAUCUACUGCUCGAGGAAGCUGCCCUUGGAUGCGGCCGAUGGCCCGGAUGCAACGGCCAUUACCCAGCCCCCCACCGCAGAGCACUACAUUGAGCGCCUGAAGGAGCUGGUGGUGCACAUAUCGCUCUCGCCGGAAGACUCGCCCAGCCAUGAGCUGGGCAAUCGCCUGGAUGGCCACGCCGCCUUUGUGGACGCCCUGAAGACGGCGCUUCGCACAUCCACCCACAGUUUCGUUCUGCGAUUUGUGGAGCUGGACGGGCUUCCUGCGCUGCUCGACCUCCUGCUGCAGCUGGACAUCCGCGUGGCCAACAGUCCGCUGCACACCAGUCUCAUUGGUUGCAUCAAGGCCCUGAUGAACAACUCGAUGGGUCGCGCGCACGUGCUAGCUCAUCCGACGGCCAUCGACACCAUAGCCAGAUCCCUGGCGGCGGACAACAUUCGCACGAAGAUCGCCGCGCUGGAGAUUCUGGGCGCCGUGUGUCUGGUGCCCGGCGGUCAUCGCAAGGUGCUGCAGGCCAUGCUCCACUUCCAGGAGUUCGCUACGGAACGAACCCGUUUCCAGAGCAUUGUCAACGACCUGGACCGCUCGACCUACGCGUACAGGGACAAUGUCAACCUGAAGACCGCCCUCAUGUCGUUCGUAAAUGCGGUGCUCAACUACGGACCCGGCCAGGAGAACCUCGAGUUCCGACUGCACUUGAGGUACGAGUUUCUCAUGCUCGGCAUCCAGCCCGUGAUCGACAAGUUGCGCACGCACGAGAACGAAACGCUGGACAGGCAUUUGGACUUCUUUGAGAUGGUUCGUGCCGAGGACGAGAAGGAGUUUGCCCGUCGUUUCAAGGAGGAGCAUGUGGACACCAAGAGCGCCGGCUCAAUGUUUGAGCUGCUGCGCCGCAAGCUCAGUCACUCGCCCGCGUAUCCCCACAUGCUCUCCCUUCUGCAGCACAUGCUCCUGCUGCCCUAUACGGGCCACUGCACGGAGCACUGGCUGCUGAUUGACCGCGUGGUACAGCAGAUAGUGCUGCAGGUGGAACAGCGGCCAAACAGUGAUCUUAUCGUCGACCCCGAUGAGCCUGAGAAGCAACUGAAGCUGGCCGCCGAGUCGCCAGUCCACGAUCCCGACGUGGCGCCCUUGCAGAUCGACGUGGCGAAGCUGGUGCGUCUGCUGGUCAAGGAGGAGCAGUUGACACAGGCGCGCAAGCGUGCCGACGAGCUGGAGCGCGAGAACUUUGACGUCCAGUCGCGGCUGGCCAAGAAGGAGCAGGAACUCGACCUACGCAUGCAAGAGAAGGAGGACUUGGAGACGGGACUAGCGCGCAUGCGCGAGCGCUUGGAGAAGGAGUCCGCCCAGCACUCGCAGGCGGUGCAGCGGGCGCAGACUGCCGAGAUGCGAGCAGAAGACCUGCAGCACCGCCUGAUCAGCGAGCAGCAGGAGCGGGCUCGCUUGGAGCGAUUGGUUACGGAGGGCAGCAUCCCCGACGACCAGAAGGUGGCCGGUCUCACUGGCUGCAAUGGUGCCGUCUCGCCUCCACCGGCACCGCCCAUGCUCAAGGCCAUCCCGCCGCCUCCGCCACCCAUGGCACCGUCGAUGAUGCCCCCACCACCACCUCCUUGCCCGGGCGCCCCUCCUCCGCCGCCAAGCAUGGCACAAACGAUGGCUCCGGCGCCACCAAAAGUGGAUCUGCCAAAGAAGAAUGUGCCACAGCCGACGAAUCCCCUGAAGAGCUUCAACUGGUCGAAGCUGCCGGACGCCAAGCUGCAAGGCACCGUUUGGAGUGAGCUCGACGAAAGCAAGCUGUACAACAACAUGGAGCUGGAGUCAAUUGAUAAACUCUUCUCGGCCUACCAAAAGAACGGGGUAUCGGCCACUGAUGGAUCCUAUGAGGACUUACGGGUAACUGGCAAGGCGGCCAAGCAGAAAGUGCUGUCGGUGAUCGACGGACGCCGGGCGCAGAACUGCACCAUCCUGCUGAGCAAGCUGAAGAUGAGCGACAUGGAGAUAUCAAAGGCCAUUCUCUCCAUGGACAGCAACGAGCAGCUGCAACUGGACAUGGUCGAGCAGCUGCUCAAAUUCACGCCCUCGGCGGAGGAGCGAGCUUUGCUGGACGAGCAUAGCGAGGACAUUGAGUCUCUUGCUCGGGCCGAUCGAUUCCUCUAUGAGAUAUCCAAAAUUCCGCACUACGAGCAGCGCCUGAAGAGUCUGCACUACAAGAAGCGUUUCAUGCUGACCAUCAACGACUUGGUCCCCCGCAUAACCAGUGUGAUGGAGGCCUCUCGUGAGGUGGCUCGUUCCCGUCGCCUGCGUAAGCUUCUUGAGUUGGUCCUCGCCUUAGGCAACUACAUGAACCGCGGGGCACGUGGCAACGCAUCCGGAUUCCGACUGGCGUCGCUCAACCGGCUGGCGGACACCAAGUCCAGUGCCGCCAAGGGCACCACCCUGCUACACUACCUCGUGCAGGUGAUUGAACGCAAGUUCAAGGACCUUUUGAAGUUGGAGGACGAUAUCCCACAUGUGCGCGAAGCCUCCAAGGUGUCGCUGGGCGAGAUGGACAAGGACAUUCAGAUGCUGCGCACGGGUCUGGCAGACGUGGCGCGCGAGAUCGAGUUCCAUCGCAGUUCGGGCCCGGCCCAACAGGGCGACCGCUUUCUGCCCGUGAUGCGCGAGUUCCACGCGCAGGCGUCGGUGCGCUUUGCGGAGCUGGAGGACAAGUUCCAGGACAUGAAGACGCGCUUUGACCGUGCGGUUCGCCUCUUCGGCGAGGAUGGUUCCGUUUUACAGCCGGACGAGUUCUUUGGCAUCUUUGAUUCUUUCCUCGCCGCCUUCGCGGAGGCGCGGCAUGACAACGAGAGCUUCCGUCGGCGACAGGAGGAGGAGGAGAAGCGCGCCAAGCAGGAGGCGGAGCUCAAGAAGCGCACAAUCGAGCGCAAGAACAAGACCGGCCUAAUGAGCAGCGUCGCUCGCAACCUGGGCCUCAAGUCUGGCUCGUCCAACGGCGAUCCCGACUCCCCGGCAAAGGGCGGCGGAGGCGACAACAAGGGCGAGUUCGACGACCUCAUCUCGGCCCUGCGGACCGGCGACGUGUUCGGCGAGGACAUGGCUAAGUUUAAGCGGUCGCGCAAGGCGCGCGUGCUUAACGGCGGCGGCUCCUCCACUGGGCACACCCCGCCGCCCCGCCACGGCAGCCUCCAGCGGGAGGAGAGUGGGCGGGAGCGCGAGCGGACCGUGAGGCGCCAGUAGAAACGGGGUGGGUGGAGACUGCGGUCAAGCGGACCUGACGACCCCGGUGUAAAGGAAUGUUUCCAGAUUGCGCGAAAGUAUUUUUUUUCUUACAUCAUAAAGACACUUCUUUUGUAAUUAUUUAUCUAAUACCCGUACGCAUACACUACGAUUUAUGUAUACCUACAUAUAUAGCACAUAGUCUAAACGUAAAGCUCGGCUAAUGCAAGCGUGAAACCAAAUUA
Molecule: messenger RNA, 4689 nt
Organism: Drosophila teissieri
Lineage: Eukaryota; Metazoa; Arthropoda; Insecta; Diptera; Drosophilidae
Gene: DAAM
Product: disheveled-associated activator of morphogenesis 1
Exons: 9
Coding region: 32-4465 (1477 amino acids)
Biological process (GO): positive regulation of actin filament polymerization; actin cytoskeleton organization
Molecular function (GO): small GTPase binding; actin binding
Source: RefSeq, a predicted model, not a curated record